Molecule: messenger RNA, 1386 nt
Organism: Notechis scutatus (mainland tiger snake)
Lineage: Eukaryota; Metazoa; Chordata; Lepidosauria; Squamata; Elapidae
Source: RefSeq, a predicted model, not a curated record
AUGUCAGGAGACAUGUGGAGAUGGACCUGCCUUGGCUUGCAUCUUGUCUUCUGCACUGUGGGUCCAUCUUCGGCCACUAGGCUGCUGCCCUCUCACCCAAAGAAACCUUUCUUGACCUUCUCCUCAGAAUCCACUGAGAUCUCCUUCAAUCACUUGGUGGUCGACAAACGGAAAGGAUCUAUUUACGUGGGGGCUAUCAACUGGAUCUACAAGCUCUCCAGCGACCUGGUGGUGGAGGCCCGUCACGAGACAGGUCCGGAUAUUGAUAACCCCAAAUGUUAUCCUCCCAGGCUGGUCCAGCCAUGCAACGAACCGUUGACCUCCACCAACAACGUCAACAAGAUGUUGUUGAUCGACUACAAAGAGAACAGGUUGAUUGCCUGCGGCAGUUUAUACCAGGGGAUCUGUAAACUCUUGAGAUUGGAUGACCUGUUUAAACUUGGGGAGCCCUUCCACAAUAAGGAGCACUACCUCUCUGGGGUGAAUGAGAGCGGCUCCGUGUAUGGAGUCAUUGUUUCUUACAGCAACAUGGAUGACAAGCUGUUCAUUGCCACAGCGGUCGACGGGAAGCCUGAAUACUUCCCCACCAUCUCUAGUCGGAAGCUCCCGAAAAAUUCGGAAGCGGAAGGAAUGUUUGCCUACGUUUUCCACGAUGAGUUUGUGGCUUCCAUGAUCAAAAUCCCAUCAGACACGUUCACUAUCAUCCCAGACUUUGAUAUCUAUUACAUCUACGGCUUCAGCAGUGGUAAUUUUGUCUAUUUUCUGACCCUUCAGCCUGAGAUGAUUUCCCCGUCGGGUUCUACCACCAAGGAGCAGGUCUACACCUCAAAACUGGUCCGCCUCUGUAAAGAAGACACAGCCUUCAACUCUUACGUUGAGCUGCCCAUCGGCUGCGAAAAGAACGGGGUGGAAUACCGGUUGUUGCAAGCCGCCUAUUUAUCGAAGGCGGGAUCCAUCUUGGCUAGAUCUCUGGGGAUCCUGCCAGAGGACGAUGUCCUCUUCACAGUCUUCUCCAAGGGGCAGAAGAGGAAGCUGAAAUCCUUGGACGAGUCGGCCCUUUGCAUCUUUCUUCUGAAGAAAAUCAACGACCGGAUCAAGGACCGGUUGCAGUCCUGUUACAGGGGAGAAGGCACGCUGGAUUUGGCUUGGCUCAAAGUGAAGGAUAUCCAUUGCAGCAGCGCACUAUUAACCAUCGAUGACAACUUCUGCGGUCUGGAUAUGAAUGCCCCUCUUGGAGUGUCCGAGAUGGUACGAGGACUGCCCAUCUUCACCGAAGAUCAGGACAGGAUGACAUCGGUCAUCGCCUACAUCUAUAAGAACCAUUCGUUGGCCUUCGUGGGUACCAAAAGUGGCAAUUUAAAGAAGGCCAUCGGCCUGGCACAGUAA